AUGGCGACUGAGGUCACGUUUGGUGACGAGUCCCGCGCUGCGCUGCUUGCGGGGAUCGAUGCGGUCGCGAAUGCGGUCAAGGUGACGAUCGGUCCCAAGGGGAGGAACGUCGUGCUGGAGCGCUCCUUUGGCGUGCCGGAGGUCGUCAACGAUGGCGUCACCAUCGCGCGAGACAUAGAGCUCGAGGAUGCGCGCGCGAACGUCGGUGCAAAGCUGAUCGUCGAGGUGGCGUCGAAGAGCGACCAGAAGGCGGGGGACGGGACGACGACGUCGUGCGUGCUGACGCAGGCUCUGGUCGGCGAGGGGCUGAAGCUCGUCGCGUCGGGUGCCAACCCGAUCGCUCUGCAGCGCGGUUUGCAAAAGGCGAUAGAGCUGCGCCCGCUGGCCCGUGGUGGAGCAAGAGAGAGCGCGUCCAAGCUGCUCGCCGCGGAGGUGAAGAAGCUCGCCAAGCCGGUCGACUCUGACGACGAGAUCAAAAACAUCGCCGCGAUGGGGCGCACGAUCGCUACCUGCUUCCAGCGCGACGGGCAGACGCUGACCGACGAGAUCGACUUCACCGAGGGCAUGGAGAUCGACCGCGGCUUCGUCUCUCCGUACUUUGUCAAGAACCAGGCGAGCAGAAGUGGUUCGGAGACGCAGCUGUGUGAGCUCGAGAACCCGCGCGUGCUCGUGACCGACCGCAAGAUCGGAAACAUGCAGGAGAGAGCGAGAGAAGAAGAGAAAGAGAGAGAGAGUAGAGCUGAGAUCGUCCCGCUGCUCGAGGGCCUCGUCUCCUCCAAGGAGCCGCUGCUCAUCAUCGCCGAGGACGCGCUCUCCUCGCUCGUGCUCAACAAGAUGCGCGGCGUGCUCGACGUGUGCGCCAUCAAGCCGCCCUCCUUCGGCGACCGGCGCAAGUCGUACCUCGAGGACAUCGCUAUCGUCACGGGCGCGACGUUCGUGACGGAGCAGCUCGGCCUAACCCUCGAGUCGGCGAGCGACAGAUGCUGGGGCGAGGCUGCUGCCCCUCCGAAGAGCAACCACGCGGACGAGGUUGGGGAGCGGAUCAAGGUGAUCCGCGCGGAGGCGGAGCUCACCGACUCGCAGUUCGACAAGGAGAAGGCGGAGGAGAGGAUCGCAAAGCUUGGCGGCGCCAUCGGACGGAUCAAGGUCGGCGCUGCGACCGAGACGGAGCUGAAGGACAAGAAGCUGCGGUACGAGGACGCGCUCAACUCGGUCAAGGCGGCGAUGAACGAGGGGAUCGUGCCUGGCGGAGGCGCGACGCUCGUGUACUGCCUGCGCUUCAAGGAGCAGAUCCUGGAGCAGAUGACGGACGAGGACGAGAAGCUGGCAGUCGACAUCCUCUUCCGCGCGAUGACGCCUCUCUCUUCUGCGCAGGUCAAGGCGCAGGAGUGGGGCUUUGGCUGGAACGCGGCGACGGGCGAGUACGAGGACUUGCUCGAGUCGGGCGUGAUCGACCCUGCCACAGUCACGCAGCAGGCCGCCCCAGAGGCGGUGCUCAACUCUUGCUCCAUCGCUGCGUCCGUGCUCACGACGCAGUGCCUCAUCACCGAGAUCAAGGAGGAGGGGCCGCCGAUGGCCCCCGGCAUGGACGACGGCAUGGGGAUGAUGUGA
Messenger RNA from Emiliania huxleyi CCMP1516, 1611 nucleotides. RefSeq names its product heat shock protein 60. Lineage: Eukaryota; Haptophyta; Isochrysidales; Noelaerhabdaceae. The transcript is spliced from 15 exons. Gene Ontology annotation, biological process: protein refolding. The record is from RefSeq and is a predicted model, not a curated record. Gene Ontology annotation, molecular function: ATP binding; ATP-dependent protein folding chaperone. The coding region runs from base 1 to 1611 and encodes 536 amino acids.